GGAUGAACAAAGAAGAUAAACAAAAAAUAAAGAUCACUCGAUCAUCUGAAUUACGGAUCAAUUGUUGAUGUGCAUGCAUAAUUUCAUGAUCGUGGUCCUCGUCUUAAUCCAAGGCGUGAAAACGAUCAAGCAGUUCUAACCGAAGUAAGCUAAUUGAGUGCUAUUACACGGCACUCGUGCAAAAUUGUCCAGUUCUAUGAAGGAAGUUGUAAACUGGUCAAUUGAGACGAAUCUGUUAAUUCGAGUGGGCGAUAAAAAGCUUCAAGUUUCACCUUGCGUCCUACGAUUAUUUCAUGCAAAACAAAUUCGAGAAUUCAACAUGCAAUGCUGUAUAUAUAAAAAUAUAAAAUAUCUGCAUAUUCCUGCAUAGAGAUGCUACUGCAUGAAACGCGCUAUUAAAUGGACAUUGCAGAAAGGAAAACGUACGAGAUUUCUUGGCUGAAUAUUCGCCCGGAAUUCGCUUGACGGGUCCAUGGGGCGGGAGGGAAACGGGUUGGCAUCUUCGGAAUGCAGUCGAAAGAACGACGCUACGUCAACGAUUCUGAAUAAAAUCCAGUGCGGCGCCUACUUGCUAAGACCGUGGGCGAUUCUGUUGUUGCGACGAUAAUCGAGGGACGGAGGAGCGAGAAGUGGAUUGGACGACGUGCAACCUCCUUAUCCUACUCGUUCUCGAUCAAGUUCCCGAAUGUGGGGUUCAUUCGCGUGGGUGGUGUUGUCAGUAGCGCCAGUGGUGUGAGGGCUAUGAGGUGGGGAGUGACCACAGCCUCUACCCAGUUGGCAUAGCAUAAAUGAGAGCUCUCCUGGCCAGGAACUCCCAUAUGCCACUUAGCAUCAACUCGGUACGCCUCUUUCGGUAAAGUAUUCAUAGUGAUUUUCACUCCACUUCUGGAAAAUCGUGCGUUCCUAUUCAUCCAGUUGAUUGUUGACCGGUCUCCGCGUAGGGAUCCUCUUGGACGUCUUCCUAAAUGAUCUAACUAUUUGUUAAGGUUUUUUUUUGACCUCGUUUGCUCGGCGUCAGUCACCCUUUGACAAGUAUAAUAUCUGCGUUUUUGGAUUCUCAUGUUCCACGUGCUUCCGGUUCUGGACUCUUGGCUUGGCUGGACCAGUGAAACAGAUAGCUUGUGUCUUACGAAUUUUCUUCAGUAGUAUUAUGAUGAGAGGGACAAUAUUUUUGUUAUUGCUUCUCAUCCUGACUGUAAUUGAGCUACACCAAGCUCAGCCGACUGAAUUCCCUGGUGAGGGCGACGAGGAGGAUGAGGAAGAGAUCGAUGGUGACUUGAUUAAGGAGUUUGGCACUUCCUUCCCUUCCGAAGACGUCGAGAACGAACGUGAGAAAGCCCUGGAAAAGUUACAAAAGAUUUUUGGAAUUACUGGUCAAAACGAAAGAUCCAAUCGCAGGACUAUUCAACCAUCACCGCCGCAGUUCAUGAUGGAGCUUUAUAACGCAAUAGCGGACCCUCGGGGUGUCACUCGAGGACGUAAUCCCUAUAAUGCCAGAGUCGUCAGAAGUUUCAUCGAAAGGGAUAGUUCCCUAUCGCACUUUUAUCUAUUCGACAUCUCUGGCUUGGAGGUGGACGAGUCAGUUCUCGAAGCGGAGUUACAUCUCUACAGAAGGCGAGCAUCGCUCAAGGAUCUUCAUCCCAGUGUAUUGUCAAGUCCUUAUUAUCUGAUAAGAGUCUAUCAGGUAUUACCUGACCAGAGUUUGGAGGAGCCUGACCUCCAUAGGCUUUUGAACAUCCACUAUGUCGGUGCUCAUGCUUCCGGUUGGCAGGUCUUCAACGUAAAACAAGCUGUUCUAUCUUGGAUGAACGGAGCACCGAACCUCGGCCUCCUAGUGACGGCCUCCACGCUUUUCGGGGACCAGGUGUCAGUUUCAUUCUCACGGCGCAGCGAUAACCAGCACAGUAAACAACCGAUCCUCGUGCUCUUCGACGACGACGGCGGCCACGGUGACGACUUGCGCUCAGCCGAAACGAGCGGAGGAACGCUACCGUAUUAUUAUAAAUACGAUAACAGCCUAGAAGGCUUGGAUAAUGUCAGUUACAAGACCGAAGAUAAGGAAGCGAAUACCUUCGAAGGAUACCGGAAACGCGAGCAACACUCUAACAGAGAAUCGCCAUUCCUUCAAGGAUCCACUAUGCGGCCAUCGACGACGUCGCUAAAGAACGAAGAUAUGCAGCUGGAAAGGUCAGUACGCUCCAUUCACGAUGAACGGACCUAUAGUCCCAGGUUCCUUAAAUCCAUGGACAUUUACGCGAAAGCCACAAGACGCGAAAGGAUGGCAGCAAGGCGUAUCCGACGUUCAGCAACUGAAAACUAUAAAGAGGCACCAUUCUCGAUGAGGCGGACCCGUGCGGAUCCACAACUAGGAAACGCCACAGACUGUACCAGGCAUGAGCUGUACGUGGACUUUGAAGAGAUUGGAUGGUCUUCCUUUAUCAUCGCACCCAAGGGCUACUCGGCGUAUCACUGCAAAGGUCACUGCAACUUCCCAUUAAGUCAAAGCCAACGGCCGACCAAUCACGCGACAGUUCAGAGCAUCGUCCACAAGUUGGGCCUGGCCAACGACGUCCAGGAACCGUGCUGUGUCCCUACUAAACUCCUCAGUGCGAGUAUCCUCUAUUUCGAUGACAACGACAACGUCAUUCUCAAGAUGUACGAGGACAUGAUCGCUGACCGAUGUGGAUGUCACUAGUCAUUAAGUAGUGACUAGGAAUAUUUGUUUGCGUCUCGACAUUUUACAGUUGUACAUAUUAAUAAAUUAAUAUUUAAGUUA
Messenger RNA from Cephus cinctus (wheat stem sawfly), 2776 nucleotides. Its product is annotated as bone morphogenetic protein 2. Gene Ontology annotation, molecular function: growth factor activity; cytokine activity. The record is from RefSeq and is a predicted model, not a curated record. Gene Ontology annotation, cellular component: extracellular region. NCBI's taxonomy places the organism in Eukaryota, Metazoa, Arthropoda, Insecta, Hymenoptera, Cephidae. Bases 1151 to 2695 code for a protein of 514 amino acids. The transcript is spliced from 6 exons. Gene Ontology annotation, biological process: SMAD protein signal transduction.